Messenger RNA from Fonsecaea multimorphosa CBS 102226, 858 nucleotides. RefSeq lists its product as uncharacterized. Gene Ontology annotation, molecular function: acetate transmembrane transporter activity. The transcript is spliced from 6 exons. Gene Ontology annotation, cellular component: plasma membrane. NCBI's taxonomy places the organism in Eukaryota, Fungi, Ascomycota, Eurotiomycetes, Chaetothyriales, Herpotrichiellaceae. Bases 1 to 858 code for a protein of 285 amino acids. The record is from RefSeq and is a predicted model, not a curated record.
AUGGCGACAGAUGGCCAAUGGUCCGAUGGCGUUACCAACGGCAACCAAAACCGCGACCCGGUUGAAGGGAGCAAAGCGACUGACAUGCAAAAUGAGUAUUUGACUCGUUACCAGACCGCUUCCAGCGUGGUCAUCCCCAGAGAAGUCUUCGAGUCAAUGUACCUUUCUCCAUAUACACAGAGACUAGGGCAUCUACGCAGCACGUUUGGAAACCCAACGCCUAUGCCAUUGAUGGGUUUCUUGAUCGCGUCUAUGCCGCUGGGAUGUAACCUGAUGGGCUGGCGAGGUUCCGGUGGUGACGGAGCAGCUAUAAUCGGACUGUUUUUUUUCUUCGGUGGAAUGCUCCAAAUCCUGGGAUGUGUCUUAGAAUGGAUCAUCGGCAACACCUUUCCAUUCGUCGUUUUCGCUUGCUACGGUGCCUUCUGGCUGGCAAUGGGAGUAACACUCCAGCCCGCUUUCAACGCACAAGCCUACUACGCCUCAAAGCCUGGGGGUACUGAACAGUUUUACUCGAGCUUUUCGUUCUUCUGGAUGGUUAUGGCCCUUGUCACCUUCUUCUUCCUCAUUGCUUCCUUCCGAACCAACAUCACAUUCGUUCUGGUCUUUCUCUUCAUCGAUCUCGCUUUUAUCAUGCUGAUGGCCACGUAUUGGUCGGCGGCUGAAGGAAAGACGGCAGUUUCUGGAAAGUGUCAAAAGGCUGCUGGAGCGUUCAUAUUUGUCUUUUGUAUAUUCGGCUGGUAUCUGUUUUUCACAAUGAUGCUCCUCGCUGUGGAUUUUCCGCUCCGGCUUCCAACGGGUGAUUUGAGUACGAAAUUCAAGGGCGCAUCCGAAAGAAAGAAGCCAGAGCCUAAGGCGUAG